AUGAGCGCUUGGAACAACAUCGCCGCGACUCGGCGAAGACACCAGCGUCCUACUCCUUGUUGUUCUCCGGGCUCUUAUAAACUUGUGUUGUUUUCGCCUCAGCUGCUGCACCCCCCGAACCGCUUUGUCACGCUUGAGCUCACGUCUGGAACGUCAUCUUCGCUCACCAUGUCCCUUGCCCUUGACAACCUCCACCUCCUCGACGAGCGUAAGAGCCCCGAGUCUUACAUCGAUCCCUCCACCGCCGGCUUCUCCUUCGACCCACUCUCGGGCAUCGACAUCAUGCACUACGCCGGCGAACCGUACGGCAUGCCCACUUCGUCCCCUAGCAUGGGCUACGGGCUCAACUUGACCGGCCCGAUGACCGAGUACACCUAUGGCCCCGCCUCGUACACGUCGUCUCCGCCCGCCCGCCCGUACACCCCGCCGAGUAACGCUAGCAUCUUCCCCGGCGCACUCGCGGCAAACAUGAGCGGCGCCGAGUCGGACCAGUCGGGUCGCACCUCUCGCAACUCGUCCAGCUCGCACCCCUCGCCGUCGAUGAUCCCGCGCGCAGCUCACCGGUUCGACCCGAUGGCCUCCGCAUCUCGUCCCACAGUCCGCCGUCGCAAGACCAAGUCUUCCGACGACUUCUCUGAUGACGAUGACGACUACGCCCCGAUAGCUCCCCAGACGGGCGUCAAUGUCUCGGGUGGUCCCAUGAACCGUCGCGAAGAGGUUCGCCGUCAGCGCAUCGAGUCGGAGCAGCGUCGCCGCGACGAGCUUCGGGAUGGUUACCGCCGGCUCAAGGACGUGCUCCCGGUGUCGAACCAGAAGUCGAGCAAGGUCGCGCUUCUCGACCGGGCGACAACACAUAUUCGCUACCUCGAAAUGUCGCACACGCAGCUCCAGACUCGCCUCCAGCAGGCCGAGGAAGAGACACAACGUCUGCGCAAGCUCAACGAGAGGCUUAUGUUCAACACCGCUGAGCAACGACAAGCGCUUCUUAAGCAGCAGCAGACUGGCGCGUUCUGA
This is a messenger RNA of Peniophora sp. CBMAI 1063, 1014 nucleotides long. NCBI's taxonomy places the organism in Eukaryota, Fungi, Basidiomycota, Agaricomycetes, Russulales, Peniophoraceae. The record is from the annotation of a GenBank genome assembly.